AUGUGUUCGUUCGGUCGCUGGUUAUGUCGUGAGAAGGUGUUUGCUUCGCUUCCCACUUGCUUUCGACAAUCGAUAGCCUGGGCUUCGCAUAAGUCAUCAAAACAAGGAAAACCAUUGAGUGGACAGGUUGCUUUGGUAACCGGUGGUGCGCGAGGUGUUGGUAGAGGUAUAGCAUUGCAGCUAGCUGAAGCUGGUGCAACGGUAUAUAUUUCGGGACGGAAACCGGGUUCUCCUGCCACUAUACCUACUUUGCAUGAUACCAUUAAUGAAAUUUCAAGCAGAGGUGGUAAAGCCAUUGCAGUUUACUGCGAUCAUAGUAAAGAUGGUGAAGUUAAAGAACUUUUUGAAAGAAUUGUGAAAGAUGAGAAGAAUCGAUUGGAUGUGUUGGUCAAUAAUGCUUUUUCAGGAGCCGCUGCAAUGGAAAAAAGUGUCGGCAAAAAAUUCUUCGAAUGUCAUCCAUCAUUUUGGGAUGAAAUAAAUAAUGUUGGUUUGCGAAACGUUUAUAUUUGCUCAGUAUUAGCUUCACGCAUUAUGGUUCCACGCCAAAAAGGAUUAAUUGUGAAUAUCAGUUCAGCGGCUGGCGUGCGAUAUUUUUUUAAUGUACCCUAUGGAGUGGGUAAAGCUGCUAUCGAUAAAAUGUCCGCGGAUAUGGCCGAAGAAUUGAAACAUUAUAAAGUGGCGGUGGUAUCAUUAUGGCCUGGAACAGUAAAGACUGAAAAAUCAUACGAUUGGUUGCGGUCUGGAAUGCUGAGUAAACUUACGAAAAUACCUCAGGCUCAAAUAGAGCGUAUGAUAGAAAGAGGAGAAACUCCUGAAUUUGUUGGACGAGGCGUGGUAUGCUUAGCUUGCGAUUAUCAAAUAUUAAAAAAAACUGGAUGUGUACUUUUAACGGGUGAUUUAUGCAAUGAAUAUAUGUUUCUUGAUAAUGAUGGAAAAAUCCCUUCAAAUAUGAGGAGUGUAAGCGUUGCAUUGGAUUUCUUCGGAUUCACAUCAGCAGCGAAAUUAAUACCAAGCUUCUUGAAAAUUCCAGCCACAUUUCUUCAUUUGUCAUCCAAUAAAUUUUAUAAGCUAUAA
Brugia malayi is the source of this 1074-nucleotide messenger RNA. Its product is annotated as dehydrogenases, short chain protein 9, putative. NCBI's taxonomy places the organism in Eukaryota, Metazoa, Nematoda, Chromadorea, Rhabditida, Onchocercidae. The transcript has 7 exons. The record is from RefSeq and is a predicted model, not a curated record. The coding region runs from base 1 to 1074 and encodes 357 amino acids.